Molecule: messenger RNA, 5354 nt
Organism: Micropterus salmoides (largemouth bass)
Lineage: Eukaryota; Metazoa; Chordata; Actinopteri; Centrarchiformes; Centrarchidae
Product: NLR family CARD domain-containing protein 3-like
Exons: 14
Coding region: 425-3844 (1139 amino acids)
Molecular function (GO): protein binding
Source: RefSeq, a predicted model, not a curated record
AAAACAGGACUUGGCUUGCUUGGCACGCAACACAAGAUAAACUCAUGAUAAAACAGUAAAAGUUGAACUUCAGACUGGUUUACAGUGUUUUCAUACUGCUGGGUGGAGUUUUUAUUGAAGCAGGUCACACUGUGUCUGAAUCUAAUCCACUUUUUCUACACAGACCGAAUCAAGCUCCUGGACUGACGGACAUUUAUGGAAAUAAGUUAGAUUCCAUGUGUAAAGGAAAAAGGAGCUGGCUGACUGUCUGCAGAGCGACAAGACAUUCAACUAAAGUCAAGGAAAUGGGGUCCAAGCCUUAAGUAGGGGGGUCAGACAUCACUAAUCCCCCCCGUAAUUCUAACCAUGUGAAGGCUGUAGGUCAGAUGAUCACAGACAUCAGCAGCGUCUGUCAGAGUCUGCAAGUGAAGGUGUGGCCUCUGCUAUGAAUCAGUGUGAGGAGACGGAGGAGGGAGUCCCUCCCUCUAAAAGCACUCUGUGGGGGGAACAUGGCAGCCAGACCAAAGCUCAGAGUGUUUGUCAGCAGAGACCAGACUCUCCUGGAUCCAGCUGUGUGUCCAUGAAGAGUGACCAGUCCAAAAUUGAACCUUAUAACUUCAGAGCUGGACAGCACUCUGCUGAAGAAAGAGACCAGCAGGUUUCGGGUACUCAGUCGUUCCAGCAGCAUCCAACAGACCUGGACUCCAUAUUUAUGCAUCUUGAGGAAAACAUUUUAACUUUUGUGAAGAACGAGUUGAAGAAGGCCCAGAAGGUUCUGAGUCCAGAUUACCCAGAAUGCUUGGAGAGACACAGUGAGGAUAAGGAGGCAGUGGACGGUGAGGAGAAAGAGCAGAGGAGAAUCAGCAGAGAGGCAUUUCUGAAGAUCACACUGCACUUCCUGAUGAGCAUGAAGCAGGACAAGCUGGCUGACUGUCUGCAGAGCAGAACUUUUGCUCCAGUUUGUCGACGUAAACUGAAAUGUCACCUGCAGAAGAAGUAUCAGUCUGUGUUUGAGGGGAUUGCUAAAGCAGGAAACCCAACCCUUCUGAACCAGAUCUACACAGAGCUCUACAUCACAGAGGGAGGGACUGCAGAGGUCAAUGAUGAACAUGAGGUCAGACAGAUUGAAACAGCAUCCAGGAGACCAGACAGACCAGAAACCACCAUCAGACAAGAAGACAUCUUUAAAUCCCCACCUGGAAGAGAAGAACCAAUCAGAACAGUGAUGACAAAGGGAGUGGCUGGCAUUGGGAAAACAGUCUUAACACAGAAGUUCACUCUGGACUGGGCUGAAGACAAAGCCAACCAGGACAUACAGUUCACAUUUCCAUUCACUUUCAGAGAGCUGAAUGUGCUGAAAGAGAAAAAGUACAGCUUGGUGGAACUUGUUCAUCACUUCUUUCCUGAAACCAAAGAAGCAGGAAUCUGCAGCUUUGAAGAGUUCCAGGUUGUGUUCAUCUUUGACGGUCUGGAUGAGUGUCGACUUCCUCUGGACUUCCGCAACAAUGAGGUCCUGACUGAUGUUACAGAGUCCACCUCAGUGGAUGUGCUGCUGACAAACCUCAUCAGGGGGAACCUGCUUCCCUCUGCUCGCCUCUGGAUAACCACACGACCUGCAGCAGCCAAUCAGAUCCCUCCUGGAUGUGUUGACAUGGUGACAGAGGUCAGAGGGUUCAGUGACCCACAGAAGGAAGAGUACUUCAGGAAGAGGUUCAGAGAUGAGGAGCAGGCCAGCAGAAUCAUCUCCCACAUCAAGACAUCACGAAGUCUCCACAUCAUGUGCCACAUCCCAGUCUUCUGCUGGAUCACUGCUACAGUUCUGGAGGAGGUGUUGAAGACCAGAGAGGGAGGAGAGCUGCCCAAGACCCUGACUGAGAUGUACAUUUACUUCCUGGUGGUUCACUCCAAACAGAAGAACAUCAAGUAUGAUGGAGGAGCUGAGACAGAUCCACACUGGAAUAAAAAGAGCAGGAAGAUGAUUGGGUGUCUGGGAAAACUGGCUUUUGAGCAGCUGCAGAAAGGCAACCUGAUCUUCUAUGAAUCAGACCUGAGAAAGUGUGGCAUCGAUAUCAGAGCAGCCUCAGUGUACUCAGGAGUGUUCACACAGAUCUUUAAAGAGGAGAGAGGGCUGUACCAGGACAAGGUGUUCUGCUUUGUCCAUCUGAGCGUUCAGGAGUUUCUGGCUGCUCUUUAUGUCCAUCUGACAGUCAUCAAAUCUGGUGUUAAUUUGCUGUCAAAAAAACAACCAACCUCCUGGUGGUCUCAAAAAUUUAGAAUGAAACAUCUCUACCAGAUUGCUGUGGACAAGGCCUUGCAGAGUCCAAAUGGACACCUGGACUUGUUCCUCCGUUUCCUCGCAGGUCUUUCACUGCAGACCAAUCAGACCCUCCUACGAGGUCUAGUGACACACACAGGAUGUAUCUCACUAACCAAUCAGGAAACAGCUGAAUACAUCAAGAAGAAAAUCAAAGAGAAUCGGUCUCCAGAGAGAAACAUCAACCUGUUCCACUGUCUGAAUGAACUGAAGGACCGUUCUCUAGUGGAGGAGAUCCAACAGUUCCUGGGUUCAGGAAGUCUCUCCAUAGAUAAACUGUCUCCUGCUCAGUGGUCAGCUCUGGGCUUCAUCUUACUGUCAUCAGAAAAAGAUCUGGACGUGUUUGACCUGAAGAAAUACUCUGCUUCAGAGGAGGCUCUUCUGAGGCUGCUGCCAGUGGUCAAAGCCUCCAACAAAGCUCUGCUGAGUGGAUGCAAUCUGUCUGAAAAAAGCUGUGAAGCUCUGUCCUCAGUUAUCAGCUCCCAGUCCUCUAGUCUGAGCGAGCUGGACCUGAGUAACAACGACCUGCAGGAUUCAGGAGUGAAGCUGCUCUCUGCUGGACUGAAGACUCCAAACUGUACACUGGAAACUCUCAGGCUUACUGGCUGUCAUCUGUCAGACGGAAGUUGUGAAGCUCUGGCCUCAGUUCUCGGCACCCAAUCCUAUUCUCCUCGUCUGAGAGAGCUGGACAUGAGUUACAACGACCUGGGUGAUACAGGUGUGAAGCUGCUCUCGGCUGGGCUGGAGAAACCACACUGUGUGCUUGAGACUCUCAGGCUCUCAGGCUGUCGGAUCACAAAGGAAGGCUGUACUUUUCUGGCCUCAGCUCUGAUGUCUAACCCCUCCCAUCUGAGAGAGCUGGACCUGAGCUUCAAUCAUCCAGGAGACACAGGAGUGAAGCUGCUGUCUGCUGGACUGAAGGAUCCACACUGGAGACUGGACACUCUCAGGGUGGAAAAUGGUGGAGAGCAGAGGCUGAAACCUGGUCUGAGGAAGUAUGCCUGUGAAGUCAAAGUGGACACAAACACAGUAAACAGAUACCUGAAACUGUCUGACAACAACAGGAAGGUGACAGCAGUGACAGAGAAGCAGCCAUAUCCUGAUCACCCAGAGAGGUUUGACUGGUGUCAGCUGCUGUGUAAAGAAGGUCGGACUGGUCGCUGUUACUGGGAGGUCGAGUGGAAAGGAGAUGUUCAUAUAUCACUGAGUUACAGAGGAAUCAGCAGGAGAGGAGACAGAAAUUACUGCUGCUUUGGAGGGAAUGAUCAUUCCUGGAGUCUAAGGUGCUCUGAUGUUGAUGGUUACUCUGUCUGGCAAAAUAACAUAAGAACAGUCCUCCUCCUCCCCUCCUCUUCCUCCUCCUCCUCCGUCUCAGAGGAUACUAACAGAGUAGCAUUGCAUGUGGACUGUCCUGCUGGCAUUCUGUCCUUCUACAAAGUGUCUUCUGACCAACUGAUCCACCUCCACACCUUCAACGCCACAUUCACUGAACCUCUGUAUCCUGGGUUCUGGUUUGGGUUUGGUUCCUCUGUGUAUUUGUGUUCCCCGUAGGAGGGAGAGUCUCCUCUGUUAGAGAAACACUGCUGACAAACACAUACACACAGUUUUUGUCAGUAACACCAAUUCAAAAUGACUAGAAAUCUUGUUUUGGUAAAUGCACACUAAUGUUAAAUACUGUGAAACACUAUUUUGAUUGUCUUUUGAGUAAAAGUUAAAUAUGUUAGUUGAGGUUUACUUUAAAUUCUGAUUUGAUCCUCAUAAUUAUAGGUAUAUAAUGUUUUCCUAAUAGAAUCAGGUUCCACAAAUGCAUAUAAACAGUUUUUUAAAAUCAGAUUAAUGUACCAAUCAUCUUACUGUGAAAAUAUGAUGACAGUUUUUUGUAAAUGGAGUGUGAUAUUUAGAAAAUACAUAACAAAUUAGAUUUGCUGUUGACCAUUAAAGGUUGAAAUGUCUUUCAAUGGAUUUUACCAAUAUACUGAAUAUACUGAAGUAAUCACACAGCCACAUUGGGUGUUUAUUACUUUAAACUUUUUUCAUAAUUUCAAUUCAAAUGAUCUGUAUAUACUUUGUUGAUUUACAUCCACAUCUGGGGCCUGUAGUACGAAGCAGGUUCAACAUACUCAGGAUAUCUUUUAGUUAUCUGGCAUCAUCAUUAGGGCACAUGGAGAACUGACCAUAAUUACUUUUGUGUCUUCCAUUAAAUCAGUAUGUUGCUUAGGUAUAUUACUAUGGCAGAUCUGACAAUUUUAGCCUUAUUAUUUAAGCUGCAGUGGCUAUUUAUUGGUGUUUCCACAUUUAAAGCCACAAGCACAAGAGACUUUAGUCUGAGGAAGAUGACCUGUAACACUUAACUCAAUUAUUGUCAAGAUUAAACAAUGCACCAAUAUAUCAACAUGGAGACUGUAAUGUAACUAUCUGUUUUGUUGUUGUAACUGUAAGUCUACUACUGUAUACAGUACAUGCUGCUUCAGCGAACACAAUAUUCAUCAUGACAAUUUAUAUCUUGUGCAAUCUUUCCAAAUUCAGAAGGUGUGUGCUGACAUGUCUUAUCUACCCUUUACCAAUGUCUAGAUUCACACACAAACCCUCAGGUCAACAAUGCCUGCUGACAAAGAUCCUGCUGUCUGAUACACGAAUACACAACAUGACUGUAAGCAAACAUUAGUCCUCUUUGACGAGACAUGAAAAACUACAGUGUUGAUUUAUUGUAAACAGAAAUGUAAGUCGAAGGUAUGAAUGACAUGUUUUUUAUCACGAUACUAUUAUGGGACCAAAUUCAUUCAACAGUUCAUAACCUAGCAUAGGUUCAGUGGAAAUCAUCUAUUUCUCAUAAAAAAAUAAUUCUGAAGUUAGUUAAAAAACUAGAUUUGUAAUAGUGAAUUAUACAUCUAUCAAAACGGAAGAUACCAAAUGAGCGGUAGACUAUAUAAACAGAAAUACUAAGUGACAGGGGUGUUUUUCUGAUUGAAAUCUUCUUUUGUAAUGUUUUAUAUGAUGGCGCUAAGCCAAAAGACAUAUAUGGAUGCUAAGGUAACAAUAAAAUACUUACCUGUAAAAAGAA